AGGCCGGCCCAGGCAUCCUCCCCGCUCCCCCCGCCUGCCCGCCCGCCUUUGCUGCUGCUUGUGACAUUCAGCAAGGAGGGGAUGAACCUGGACAGCGCAGGAGUCCGCCGCCGCCGGCAGAUGGAGAAAGAGCGAGGAUCCCUCUGCAGCCGGGGCAGGGGGGCUGCUGCCGCCGCUCCUAGGGCGCUGCUUGGCUGAGGAAAAGCGGGGAGGGGGCGCGCUUUUGUCUCCCUCUCCCACCCCCCGGACUCCUGCUUCUUCUCGGCGGCAGUGAUGGAGAGGGAGGGUUGCAGGCGCUGAAGCUCCUUUUGUCUGCAGUCCCUUGGCUGCCCGGCUGGGCCCUGCCCUGCCCAGCAUCACAGCAUCCUUCCUGGCGAGAGGCAAGCAGCGCCCCUACCUCGGCGGCAGCAUCCCUCCCUUUUGUCUCCAGAAGGAGAAAGCUGCUGCUCCUCCUCCGCCGCUGCAAAAGGAGGGGUGGGGAAACCCUGAGCCCCCACCCAUGUCUGCAGCUUGGGGGCCAGCAGCAGCAGCAGCAGGCAGGACCUAGGAGCCGGCCACAGCAGGAAGAGGGGAGCCUGCCCCCUCCCCACCAGGGGGCUGAGCCAGCAGAAAAGGAAAGGGGGGAGAGAGGCGCCACCGCCAGUUGGAGACCCCUCCCAUUCAGCCAUCUUCGGACCAUGCACUGGGGCGAUUCCUGAGAGGUUAACAGGCAGCGGACUAAUUCUAAGGGCAAGAUCUGCCAAGCUUUGGUGGCGAUGGCUGAGAAGAGCCUCGACCCCACAUGUGUCUCCAUCGCCCUGGAGGACCCCGUUUGCAACGCCGGCUCGCAGGACGCUCCCCUCCUGACCACCCACCUGAAGAAGGUGGAGAACCACAUCACGGAUGCCCAGCGGUUCUCCCACUUGCCCAAGCGCUCGGCCGUGGACAUCGAAUUUGCUGACGUGUCAUAUUCUGUCCGCGAGGGCUCCUGGUGGCGGAAGAGAGGAUACAAGACACUGCUGAAAUGUCUGUCUGGAAAGUUUUGCCGUCGUGAGCUUAUUGGGAUCAUGGGCCCUUCCGGAGCUGGAAAAUCGACCCUUAUGAACAUCCUGGCUGGUUACCGGGAGACGGGCAUGAAGGGCCAGAUUCUCGUGAACGGACGGCAGAGGGAGCUGCGCACCUUCCGGAAGAUGUCUUGCUACAUCAUGCAGGACGACAUGCUGUUGCCACAUCUCACCGUGUGUGAGGCUAUGAUGGUUUCUGUCAACCUGAAGCUGAAUGAGAAGCAGGAAGUCAAGAAGGAGCUGGUGAAUGAGAUCUUGACAGCACUGAGUCUUUUGGAGUGUUCCUACACCCGCACUAUGUCCCUGUCUGGAGGGCAGCGCAAGCGUCUCGCCAUUGCCCUGGAGCUGGUCAACAAUCCCCCAGUCAUGUUUUUCGAUGAACCCACCAGCGGACUGGACAGUGCCUCCUGCUUCCAGGUAGUCUCUCUGUUGAAGUCUCUGGCCCAAGGAGGCCGCACCAUCAUCUGCACCAUCCACCAGCCUAGCGCAAAGCUCUUUGAAAAGUUUGACAAGCUUUAUAUCCUGAGCCAGGGUCAGUGUAUCUUCAAGGGAGCAGUGUCCAACCUCAUCCCGUACCUAAAAGGGCUGGGCUUGCAUUGCCCUACCUACCACAACCCAGCUGAUUUCAUUAUUGAAGUCGCCUCGGGCGAGUAUGGCGACCUUAACCCUUUGCUGUUCCAAGCGGUCCAGAAUGGGUUGUGCACCAUGGAGGAGAAGAAGAGCAGCCCAAACAAAGCGGAUUCCUCUUGCCCGGGACACUGCGUGGCGGAUAUGGAGCACAUUGAGAGCCACACGUUCGCUACCAGCACCCUGACCCAGUUCUGCAUCCUCUUCAAGAGGACAUUCCUGUCUAUUUUGAGAGACACGGUGCUAACCCGCCUGCGAUUCAUGUCGCACAUCUGCAUCGGCGUGUUGAUUGGCCUGCUCUACCUGCACAUUGGCAAUGACGCCGACAAGGUCUUCAACAACACCGGCUUCCUUUUCUUCUCCAUGCUGUUCCUCAUGUUUGCCGCACUGAUGCCCACAGUCCUCACUUUCCCUCUAGAGAUGUCUGUGUUUCUGAGAGAGCAUCUGAACUACUGGUACAGCCUGAAGGCCUAUUUUCUAGCAAAAACGAUGGCAGAUGUUCCUUUUCAGAUAAUUUGCCCCAUCACGUACUGUAGUAUCGUGUACUGGAUGACAGGCCAGCCUCCUGAAGCUACCCGCUUCCUGCUCUUCUCAGCCCUGGCCACCUCCACCGCCCUGGUGGCUCAGUCCUUGGGGCUCGUGAUUGGAGCUGCAUCCACCUCCUUACAAGUGGCCACAUUUGUGGGUCCCGUGACUGCCAUCCCUGUCCUCCUCUUCUCUGGCUUCUUCGUGAGUUUCAAGACCAUCCCCACCUACCUGCAAUGGAGCUCCUAUGUCUCUUAUGUCAGGUACGGCUUUGAAGGUGUGAUACUCACCAUCUACUCCUUGGAGCGGGACGAGCUGGAGUGUAAGGUGCCCGACUGCCCUUUCAAGGACCCAAUAAAGAUACUUAAGCAGCUGGAUGUGGAGGAAGCUAAGCUCUACCUUGACUUCCUUAUCCUAGGGAUUUUCUUUGUCGUCCUCAGGCUCCUGGCCUACCUCACCCUCAAGUACAAGGUGAAGUCCGAAAGAUAAAAAGGGGACUCAGGCAGGAUCCCCAGUGCCCUUUGGCAGACCCUAUCGGCUGUGCCACGACUGUUUUCCAAAGGACACAAACUCUGCAGGCCGUGGCCCAAAGAGGCAGGUGUUGUUCGGUAGCCGGUGGCCCCCAUCAGCUCAGUCAAGAAGAGCUGAUAGGACAUCUUGGAACUGUUUUAAUCUUUCCAGGCAUUCUCUUCAUUGCAAAACAAUCUUUCCUCGUUUUUUCUUUUUGUAUAAUUCUGGAAUGUGUCAAAACUCUCUUCCUGGAGCAAUAUCAGUCAGAGGGGACCUGUCCUCAUUCCAGUGCCCCCCCUCCCCUGCUUUUGAGAUACCGCCUACCACCAAGCAAAGCAGUUUGAAGCAGCCUAGUUUCUGCUCCAAUGGGGAGGAAACAGUGGGGUGGGCAGUAGAUGCUAGAAUCAAUUUGGG
Molecule: messenger RNA, 3119 nt
Organism: Rhineura floridana
Lineage: Eukaryota; Metazoa; Chordata; Lepidosauria; Squamata; Rhineuridae
Gene: ABCG4
Product: ATP binding cassette subfamily G member 4
Exons: 16
Coding region: 756-2684 (642 amino acids)
Cellular component (GO): plasma membrane
Molecular function (GO): ABC-type transporter activity; ATP hydrolysis activity; ATP binding
Source: RefSeq, a predicted model, not a curated record